Messenger RNA from Bursaphelenchus xylophilus (pine wood nematode), 2090 nucleotides. Lineage: Eukaryota; Metazoa; Nematoda; Chromadorea; Rhabditida; Aphelenchoididae. The record is from the annotation of a GenBank genome assembly.
AUGCACAGCGGUUGCGUCCACAUAUUAUAUAAUGGACCAGAAAGGUGGGAAUCGCUUCUUUUCCACGGAGAAUGCUCUUCGAAAUUUGUUUUUUAUUUCUGUUGUGCGUUUCGAUUAUUCUUUUCAUUACCCCCACAUCCAAGACAACCCUCAGAUAUCCUAAUGGAUUUAGGGUAUUCGAAUUAAAAUAUUUAAUUAUUUACUUAUUGGCUGUGGCUGCUGAUUGGUUGCAAGGUACCUUUUUUACUUGUUUACACGAACGCCGAGAUUUCUUUAGGACCUCACAUCUACACAUUAUACUUGAGUUAUGGCUUCUCCAAACAUGAGAUUGAGUUAUUAUUCGCUUUUGGAUUUGGAUCUAGUAUGAUUACCGGAACUUUUAUCGGAAUCUUAUCCGAUAUUAGAGGUAGAAGACUGAAUUGUAUGUUCUAUGGCGUGUUUUACAUAUUAUCGUGCCUGUUAUUACACUCCAAAAGUUUCCAUCUCCUAUUAUUGGGCAGAGUUUUUGGUGGAAUUGGGACCUCCAUUUUAUUCUCAUCGUUCGAAAGUUGGCUUAUAUGUGAAUACAAUCAGGUAAGAGAGUAUAGAAGUGUCGAUUCUCUCCUUUCUUUGCUUCAGCAUCGCUUUGACGUCUCUUUUUUACCAGUUUUGUUUUCUCACUUAUCCCUGGGGAAUUGCGCAACAGCAGUGAUAUCUGGGCUGGUUGCCCAAGUGUUCGCUGACGUGUACGGAUUACUGUAAGUUGUCUCUGAUACGGAAAAUAGCAUGCUGAUUUAGGGCUCCGUUUGAUUUAUCUGCAUUUUUGCUGGUAAUAAUGUGCGUCUUAACUCCUUUACUCUGGCCGGAAAAUUAUGGAUCUCAAAGCCGUGGGCUCACCUCACCAUUCAGAAACGCCCUAAGAGGUUCUUGUAAGCAAUAAUGACGAAUAAUAUGUAAUAACAAUAUUUGAUAGCUAAGAACAUGAUUUGUCUUGGGGUUGUCCAGAGCCUUUUUGAAAGUGCCAUGUACUCGUUUGUUUUGCAAUGGACACCAGUGCUUAGAGAUGCAGCAGAAGGAAUUGGUAUUUCUCUACCUUAUGGAGUAAUCUUCUCCACAUUUAUGAUAGCUGUUUCAAUUGGAUCAAGUUCAUUUACUUUUUUACAAGAGAAGUGGCCGUGUUUGUCAUUUUUAAGGUUGGUGGUUAGCUUUCGUACCCCGACAACUUGGGUCGACAGCAGUUAGGGUCAAUACAAAGUCGUCGCAAAGAGACGGAGGCCCAAACAAAGGUCGGAGGUGCCUACUAAAAGAGUCGGAAGCUUAACGGAGACUCAGUGGAGGCACAGUGGAGACUUUGGGGAGGCAUGAAAUGACUACUUUAUUAACUUUAGCUAUAGCCGACCUUCCUUUGCUUUUUGCUUGACCCGGAGCUAAAACACCACAGAAAAGACAAAAAAUUGCUCCAAAAAGCGAAGAUUCUUAAUUUAAAAAAAUAUCAUAGGUGUAACUACGUACAUGUAAAAAAUGUAAUUAGUACGUCAAAAAUGUAAAGGUUUAAAAAAAAGAAUGUGAUUGUCGGAUUUAGCGGACCCGUCUCCUUCAAUGGACACGCUUCCAACCAUAUUUAUCAAUUUACAAGAUUAAGUCAUAAAAAGUAUCCAGCAAUAUGUACACAUAAAAAUCAAAUUUAUUUUUCCCGGAACCCGAAAAUCCCGGUACUUGUGUUGUCCCGUAGGGCUACCCCAGGUUAAAUCAUUUCUUCUCCUAGCCUCCGCCAAGAAUAUAACGACGAAUCGAGGCGAUCUAAAGUGUCGUCGACCCGAACUGUCGCUGACCCGAAAAAUCGUAACGCCAACAAUUUUAGAAAUAGUGUGUUUUAGAUACUUCUUGCUUAUAUCAUCCCUGAGUCUGCUGUUGCCGGUCGUUUUCCCAAACAAUAUCUAUGUCAUCUAUCUCGGAUUUAUCAUAUUCGAGAUGACCGUGGGUGUCUUUUGGCCUACCAUGUCCGCGUUAAGAAGCAGAAUGAUUCCGGAAAAUAUCCGUUCAACUGUAAUGAAUACCUUCAGAAUACCACUGAAUAUGUUUGUGAUAUACAUCCUCUGCCAAGACUUUAA